Symphalangus syndactylus (siamang) is the source of this 1967-nucleotide messenger RNA. It is a transcript of the gene FTSJ1, whose product is annotated as FtsJ RNA 2'-O-methyltransferase 1. Gene Ontology annotation, cellular component: cytoplasm. Gene Ontology annotation, molecular function: tRNA methyltransferase activity. NCBI's taxonomy places the organism in Eukaryota, Metazoa, Chordata, Mammalia, Primates, Hylobatidae. Gene Ontology annotation, biological process: tRNA methylation; cytoplasmic translation. The record is from RefSeq and is a predicted model, not a curated record.
GCGCGUCGCGUCGCUGCAGCCACGCAGUGCGUGGAUUCAGCCGCUUUGGCCGUGCCCGUUGCAUGCCGGGAAACGCAGUUCGCGAGUCCCGGAUACGUCGACAAUAGAUGACGGGACACACGUUGUACGUUCACAUCGGGUCCCGGCCCGCCAGAACCUGGGCGAUCCACGAUGCCGAGUUUGCCACGCUGCGUCAGCCCAUAGGCUUGCCCCCUGGGCAUUCGGGUGGACUACGAACACAAACUGAAGCCCUACGACUUGUCGCCCGUUUGCGCUCUCGCCGAGGCACAGGCUGCUCGCGAACCACCCUGCUCCGAAAACUAAGAGGUAGGUGGUAGCCCACUCAUCUGGUUACUGAUACAUCAGCUGACUGUCGGCAGGUCCUUGAGCAACUGGAGUGUGAAAUGGGACGGACGUCGAAGGACAAGCGGGAUGUCUACUACCGGCUGGCCAAGGAGAAUGGCUGGCGUGCUCGCAGCGCCUUCAAACUGCUACAACUGGAUAAGGAAUUCCAACUCUUCCAAGGAGUGACACGGGCAGUUGACCUGUGUGCAGCCCCGGGCAGCUGGAGCCAGGUGUUGAGCCAGAAGAUUGGGGGCCAAGGGUCCGGCCACGUGGUGGCUGUGGACCUGCAGGCUAUGGCUCCACUACCAGGUGUGGUACAGAUCCAGGGGGACAUCACCCAGCUGUCCACUGCCAAGGAGAUCAUCCAGCACUUUAAGGGCUGCCCUGCGGACCUAGUGGUGUGUGAUGGGGCUCCUGAUGUAACCGGCCUCCAUGAUGUUGAUGAGUAUAUGCAGGCCCAGCUCCUCCUAGCCGCUCUGAACAUUGCUACACAUGUCCUGAAGCCAGGGGGCUGCUUUGUGGCCAAGAUAUUCCGAGGCCGGGAUGUGACGCUCCUCUACAGCCAGCUGCAGGUCUUCUUCUCCAGCGUGCUGUGUGCCAAGCCCAGGAGCAGCCGGAACUCCAGCAUCGAGGCCUUCGCUGUCUGUCAGGGCUAUGACCCUCCCGAGGGCUUCAUCCCGGACCUGAGCAAACCCCUGCUGGACCAUUCUUACGACCCAGAUUUCAACCAGCUGGAUGGUCCCACCCGCAUCAUUGUGCCUUUUGUGACCUGUGGGGACCUGAGCUCCUAUGAUUCGGACCGCAGUUACCCACUGGACCUAGAGGGCGGCUCAGAGUACAAGUACACUCCACCCACACAGCCCCCCAUCUCGCCACCAUACCAGGAGGCCUGCACGUUGAAGAAGAAGGGGCAGCUGGCCAAGGAGAUCCGCCCCCAGGACUGCCCCAUCAGCAGAGUGGACACGUUUCCCCGGCCCCUGGCCGCCCCUCAGUGCCAUACCCUGCUGGCCCCUGAGAUGGAAGACAAUGAAAUGAGUUGUUCACCUUAACCCAUUACGCUGGCAAGCUGAUACAACUCAGAAACUGCUCAAUGUCAGGAAAACCGGAACUUGUUGAUGAACUUGUUUUCAAAAUACCAUCUCAUCAACGAGGCCUGGACAAACAAGCCCUGAGGAGGGAUCUGCAACAACCCUGAAGACAACAAGGAAAGAAACCAUAGAAGUCUGUCUGUACUGCAGUGGGAAUUCUUGAGUGAGGUCUUACCUCUUCUUUAAACCUCUUCAGGAGUGUCCUGAUUAUAUCCAGAAUUUUCCCUAAAGGCAGCGAUUCUUAACCUGGAUAGAAGCCAGGGGUAACCAUGAACUUGAUGGAAGAAAAUGUUACAUCUUUAUUUUCAGCAAUAAAACUGAAAUUUAGCCUUACUCCCAAGUUAUAAAUGCUGGCAACAAAUCACAAUAGUAAAAGCAGUACCUGGGAUUUUCCCGCCAAUACAAACCAGUUACAGCAACCGUAAUGUAACAUAAAAAGGACAUCUUGAAGUAUUGUUCAUAUUUGUCACCUCUUGGAAUGAUAGCAGAUCCUAUAAGUUGAUGUAUUAAUUAAAAAGCCCGUAUAUUACUGCA